GAAGAGCUGUCCACCAAUUACAGGGCUCCUUACUGGAAAAACCAACUGCUGGGGAGUGCCAAGAGUCCCUAGCAACACCCUGCAGCUUUUGAAAUCUGAGGGGAAAAGACUGUAGUCAGCCCUUAGUGGAUGACAGCGCCUAUGCUCCAGAAAGAGCAGGCUCCCAGGAUGGACACCCCGCCCCCUGAAGAACGCUUAGAGAAGCAAAAUGAAAAACUGAACAACCAGGAAGAGGAGACGGAGUUUAAGGAACUGGACGGUCUGAGGGAAGCCUUGGCAAACCUCCGGGGACUGUCAGAGGAGGAGAGGAGCGAGAAGGCUAUGCUUCGCUCCCGCAUUGAAGAGCAGUCCCAGCUCAUCUGCAUCCUGAAGCGGAGGUCAGAUGAGGCCCUGGAGCGCUGCCAGAUCCUAGAGCUGCUCAAUGCAGAGCUGGAGGAGAAGAUGAUGCAGGAGGCUGAGAAGCUCAAGGCCCAGGGUGAGUACAGUCGGAAGCUAGAGGAACGCUUUAUGACCCUAGCAGCCAACCACGAGUUGAUGAUCCGCUUCAAGGAUGAAUACAAGAGUGAGAACAUCAAGCUGAGGGAGGAGAAUGAGAAGCUGAGGCUGGAGAAUAGCAGCCUCUUCAGCCAGGCUCUGAAGGAUGAGGAGGCGAAAGUAUUACAGCUCACAGUCCGGUGUGAGGCCCUCACUGGGAAGCUAGAAACGCUGAAGGAGAGGUGUGCUCAGGAUGCCUGCCAGGCACAGGCGCGCGAGAAGGAGCUACUGGAGCUACAGAGCCAGCAGGCCUGCACCCACACCAAGGAGACAGAACAGCUGCGCAGCCAGCUGCAGACCCUCAAGCAGCAGCACCAGCAGGCUGUGGAGCAGAUAGCUAAGGCAGAGGAGACACACAGCAGCCUGAGCCAGGAGCUGCAGGCCAGGCUGCAGACCGUCACUAGAGAGAAAGAGGAGUUGCUGCAGCUGUCCAUUGAAAGGGGCAAAGUGCUUCAGAACAAACAGGCAGAGAUCUGCCAGCUUGAGGAAAAGUUGGAGAUAGCAAAUGAGGACAGGAAGCAUGCGCUGGAGCGGUUUGAGCAAGAGGCAGUGGCUGUGGACAGCAACUUGAGAGUCAGGGAGCUUCAGCGCAAAGUAGAGGGGAUCCAGAAGGCCUACGAUGAACUCAGGCUGCAGUCUGAAGCCUUCAAAAAGCACAGCCUGGAUCUUUUAAGCAAGGAGAGAGAACUCAAUGGCAAACUCCGCCAUCUCUCUCCAUAGGGAAGUUUCUGCUUCCUCUGGCCUGCUAUUCAGAAUUCAAAUAUUCGCAUCUUAGCAUUAUGGCAAGAGUAAAGAUGAUAUCCCAUUUAUUAUACUUUCGAGCACAAAAGGCAACUCAAAGAAAAGCUACUUUACUAUGAUAUUGUUGUUAUUAUUGUAAAGCCAUUAUUAAUUUUCAUUUCUACACCGAGAAUACACAAGAUUUGCCAGAUUUC
This is a messenger RNA of Pan troglodytes (chimpanzee), 1469 nucleotides long. RefSeq names its product coiled-coil domain containing 89 (gene CCDC89). NCBI's taxonomy places the organism in Eukaryota, Metazoa, Chordata, Mammalia, Primates, Hominidae. The record is from RefSeq and is a predicted model, not a curated record. Bases 130 to 1254 code for a protein of 374 amino acids. The transcript has a single exon.